Messenger RNA from Fomitopsis serialis, 2454 nucleotides. RefSeq lists its product as uncharacterized. The transcript is spliced from 6 exons. NCBI's taxonomy places the organism in Eukaryota, Fungi, Basidiomycota, Agaricomycetes, Polyporales, Fomitopsidaceae. The record is from RefSeq and is a predicted model, not a curated record. Bases 1 to 2454 code for a protein of 817 amino acids.
AUGCACCAGCCUUCCCGCCCCGUCUCCCCAACCUUGACUCCUAACAAUGGGACUGCUAAUGCGACCGACGAUUGUAAAACCCUACCUGAUCCCUACAUCGAACGUCUGCGCGCCGCCUCCCUCGUCAAGUCCCCCAACAACGCGUCAACGCCGAGCCCCUCUCCUCUGGCACCCCCAACCCCUGGGACUCCCCCAGAGUCGCCUCGCCGCCGAGCCUUACGGGUGUCUCCUACGCAGCGACGCGGCCGAACGCGAGGGGCCCCCACUGCGGAGUCUACCCAGAUGCAACCGGAGGUCAUAAACGUCGACGCCACGACCACUGAGGUGACAAUAAAAGAGGAGGAAGACCUCGAACUGAACGCUCUGGCCUUACGACGCACCCGCUCUGACAAGCAACAGAUAGUGGCAAAGGUAAAGAACAAAAAGCAACGAUCGAAAAAGAGCGCGAAGGCCGCAGGCAAAGCACCAGCGAGUGUAGGGAAGGGGCUGCCAAGCUCGGUGGUGCCAGCCGCUGCAGUCGUCCAGACGCCUGACCCUCCUCAGCGCUCGACUAGCGACAUGCGCAAGCGGCGCCGGGUCUCCACGGACGUUGACGGGGACUAUGCGGGGACCGGAGCGACGACUCGCACCCAAGACGCACCCUUGACGACUGACCCCGAAAAGCAGACUCGGUACGUGGUUGACAUCGGGGAAAUGAUGGGCUUCCCGCGCUACGAGGCGUCCCCGGGCCUCGACGACGACCGCGACGACCCACCGGCGACCACCACCUCCGACGUCGACAUGCGGGACCCUGAAAUCUAUGGGCGGCCCAUCAGUUUAGACUAUGAGUCCGGCGCGACGAGACGUGACGACGACCGGCCGAGCUUUCCUUACGCUCGUCGAGCGUCGGACGGAUCCUACUCGACACGCAUCAUCUACCCGGACGACUCCCGUCGCGAGCACCAAUACCUAAGUCGUACCACGGCCCUCCACGAGGGCGACGUUGAAGAUCUAUACGAGAAUGCGAGCGCCUUUGCAUACCCGCCGGCACCUGAGCAAGCGGGUCCGUCGAGGAUCGAGACGUCCAGUGAGCCUCCCCGGCGCAGGGCAGGCCCGCGUAGCACCACACCUGAAGAUGUCGAUAUGAGCCGACAGAUGCUGGAAAUCGAGGCAGCCAGUAGGGCGCCGCGCUCCGUGUCUAGCCGACCCAUUCCCCUCUCACCCGCACCCGCCCCGCCUGCCCAGACACGAGAGGAAGAAGACGCUCGCUUCGGGCCCCGCAGGCCGCGCUCACCCUCGGUACUCCACCCGCACCCCGUCCAUUACGCCCCGGGCCCGUUCCCGAACUUCCCUGCUCCCGCAGGACCCAUACAGCCCCUCGCGCCAGCACCAGGAGCGUCACAACCAAUCACGAUGACGCGCACGCCUCCCGAAGGCUGGCCGCGCAUCCAGGGCGCGGAUUUUGACCUGGCAUACCGGAACGUGGCGCCCUCGCAAGCAGACGAAUGGCGGAAGGCGACGGACCACCACGUCUUCAUCCACUUCCCGGGGCGCGGAGCGCACGACAAAGGGAACUUCGGUAGACUCUGUACUGCGGACAACAUCCUACGUAUCUCCCUCGCUAUACCGACUGCUAGCAUCACCCAACCUAUCGCCGCCGUGCCGCCUACGAAGCCCAACUCCAGCCCAACGUACUACCGCGUCGGGAACCUAACCAUUGAACAACGGGACCGCUUGCUACGCGAGGGAUGGGUCUCUACCGCCGAGGGAACUUUCGGCGUCGUCUCAUCUGACUCUGUCCCACCCACCUUCCUAGCCUCCUUCCGGCACCCUGAACGGCUGUGCGUACCGCCGACGAAGGGGAUGAUGAGUCCUGACCUCUACCAAUACGUUCGCGCACUCCUAACCAUCGACAUCCGUACGGGCGGAAGAUGGCGUCACCUCACGAUAGGGGAGGCACAUCGCUGCAUCAUAGACUCGGUCUGGGUCAAGUUGAUCUCCAUCCGGGACUCGCGCGACGACGAGGAAGAACCGAUCGCGUUCCUCUACAUGGAAUCGCCGACCGCCGACGCUACCGAAUGGCUCUGCUUCCGCGAACGCAUACGCGGCUUCACGUUCGGCAGCCCGUAUGCUGGCCCUCCCGAGUUGGUCACCCGCGUCUUCUACUGCUUAUUCUGUCAUUCUAUAGACCAUCCCACGCAUGCAUGCACGGUCCCGACGACCCCCGGAUGGAAUGGGCCCUCCCUUGCGGACGUCCGUGAAGCCCUAGCAACCGAUCGCCGGUCGCAGAACCAGGACCAACAAGGCCGAGGAGGCAGAGGCGGACGCGGUGGCAGAGGCGGCCGUGGACGAGGAAACGGCCGUGGUCGUCGCGGUGGAGCGCCAACUAACGAGCAGCAGCGCGCAAGUUUGCUCGGCGUCCUGAGCCAUCCCCCGAGUCUACGCACCGCUGCCGAUAUACCUAUGACUCUCUGA